Sinocyclocheilus grahami is the source of this 3068-nucleotide messenger RNA. Its product is annotated as rho GTPase-activating protein 24-like. Gene Ontology annotation, biological process: signal transduction; negative regulation of Rac protein signal transduction; activation of GTPase activity. The record is from RefSeq and is a predicted model, not a curated record. NCBI's taxonomy places the organism in Eukaryota, Metazoa, Chordata, Actinopteri, Cypriniformes, Cyprinidae. The coding region runs from base 424 to 2673 and encodes 749 amino acids. The transcript is spliced from 11 exons. Gene Ontology annotation, molecular function: GTPase activator activity. Gene Ontology annotation, cellular component: focal adhesion.
GACUCAUUUAGUGUGUGAGGACUGUUUUAAAAGUGUGUACGCUGAGGGGCUGAACUCAAAGCCCCCCGUGGCCGUCUUGAUAGCAAACGGAGCCAGUUGAUUUCCCCCAGAGACUCCAACGCAGAUGGUGUGAGCAGUGAGGGGAAAAGUUUAUGACAGCUCUGCUGUUUUCGGUUCACGGCUGCCCCAUGGAGCUUUUUGAUUUUACGGUUGCAGCUAUAGACUUUUGACCGGACUGUUUGACUCAGUAAUGCACUUGUAUCGGACAGAGUCACGUUCGGGAUUGAAUCUCGGACCGCAGUGAAUCCUGUAGCGGAGUCACGCACUGGAGUUGUUUUGGGUUUUAUUGACAUUUUUUCCCACUGCGUUUUUGUGGACGUUCUUUGGAUAGCAUUUUUUUAAGAAAGGUCUUUGGGUUUGGUCAUGGACGAGCAGGCUGGCAGCACGGGCAGCAGCCCUCAGCACGGCCGUGGAUCAGCCAAGCAGGACGUUCUCCGCUGUGGUUGGCUCCGGAAGCAAGGAGGCUUCGUGAAGACCUGGCACACGCGCUGGUUCGUCCUGCGAGGAGACCAGCUGUACUACUACAAAGAUGAGGACGAGACCAAAGCUUUGGGCACCAUUUUCCUACCUGGCAACAGAGUCACCGAACAUCCCAGCAAUGGGGAUGAAGGCGGAAAGUUCCUUUUUGAAGUCAUCCCAGGGGGCGACAGGGAGCGAAUGACAUCCAACCAUGAGACGUAUCUACUUAUGGCCAGCACACAGAAUGACAUGGAGGAUUGGGUGAAGAGCAUCCGCAGGGUGAUAUGGGCUCCGUUUGGAGGAGGUCAGAGGACUGAGAAUAUAAAGGAAUGGCUUCAGGGCAAUCUGAUGAAUCAGUGGACGAAAAGGAGACAAGAUGAGAUGAAGAGAAGGGAUCAGAGGAGAGAAGAGAAGACCAAAGAAACUGUAAGAGCUCAAAGGGUGCGAGACUGUAACAAGGGACAAAAAGAAUUGAGGAAAGACCAUCAAAAAAUGAAGAGACAACCUCAAAGUAACACAGAUGUUCACACCGUGGCAUCUUUGCUGAAGCUGUACUUGAGAGAGCUGCCCGAGCCGGUCAUCCCGUUCUGUAAAUACGAAGAGUUUCUGGCCUGCACCAAACUCCUCAGCAAAGACCAGGAUGCAGGAAUGAAGGAAUUAAAAAGGCAAGUAGAAGGUCUACCUCCGGUAAACUACAAUCUGCUUAAAUACAUAUGCAAGUUUUUGGAUGAAGUUCAGUCCUACUCAGGUGUGAAUAAAAUGAGUGUACAGAAUCUGGCCACGGUCUUUGGGCCAAAUAUUCUAAGGCCAAAGGUUGAGGACCCAGUGACUAUAAUGGAAGGCACAGUACUGGUCCAGCAAUUGAUGGCUAUUCUGAUUGGCCACCAUGAUGUUCUUUUCCCACCCGAUGAGGACCAUACUAGCACUCUGGAACUGGUUAAUAAUAACAAUAAUGAGACGCAAAAACGGCCUACGAAUGGUCAGAUUCAAAACAAAGAGAACAAUAACACCAGUGGGGUGCGACAGUGCACUUGGGACACGCCAGAAUCACCCAGCCGGGCUCCUCUGGACAAUGGCUCUCCUCGUUCAGGCAGCCCACGUAAUGGUUUUACGGGACAACGAUUCGAGGUGGCCCGCAGUCCGCCAAUCUCCUUGAAAAAGAACCCGGCGUUUAGCAAAGGGAGUGGGAUUGUCACCAAUGGAUCGUUCAGUUCAUCCUCAUCGUCCUCAGGUGAUACCAAUCAGGAGAAAAUUCAAACUCUACCGAACAUGGGAACCCUUCAUGCCCGUCGGACGGGUGCGAUUAAAGGCUCAGGCACCAAAAUGGGCAUUCAGAAUGGCAUCGUUCGGAUGGGCGUAUCCAGCGCAGAUGUUACAAAUGGGACUCUAAAUGGACGGAAUGGACUCUGGGUGCCCAACGGUCACGUCACAAUGCGCGAGGCUAAAAGUCGAGACGCUGAGCACCAGCAGAACCGCCUGUCUACGUACGACAACGUCCAUAUCCAUCAACAGCAGCCCACGCAGCCCAGUCUGAGCAGCAGCUGUGAGGACAAACAGAGCGUGGAUAGCGCCACAUGGUCCACCUCGUCUUGCGAGAUCUCUCUACCAGAAAACUCCACUUCUUGCCGCUCGUCCACGACCACGUGCCCAGAGCAGGACUUCUUUGGCAGCAACUUUGAAGAUCCUUUGUUGGACGGGCGGGAGGACAACGGACUGGCGGUGGAUGAUAGGGAGCAGCGGACCAGUAACGGAGGAGGCCAGGGAAGCAGAGGAACGAGCAGCAGCGAUAACAGCGAGACGUUUGCCGUCACCAAUGGACCGACCAAUCACAGUGCUCUGCACAGCCUGGUGGCCAGUCUCAAACAGGAAAUGCUCAAGCAGAAGAACGAAUAUGAGGCCAGGAUCAAGAGUCUGGAACUUCGGAAUCUAGAGUUGGAGACGGUGAUGGCGAAUCUACACGAAGAGCUUGACCAGGAGAAAAAGAAAUACACCAUGGUGGAGAUCAAGCUGAGAAACGCAGAGCGAGCCAAGGACGAUGCAGAAAAAAGAAACGAGAUGUUGCAGAAAGAGAUGGAGCAGUUCUUUUCCACCUUCGGAGACCUGACCGCAGACCCGCGACAGCCCGACAGAGCCAACACCAUCUGGAUUCAGUGAGCAGUUAGUGGUCUACCAUUAACAUUACAUUGUGUGGGCUUGUGUUCAGACAGAACGGGACUAAAUCAACCUUCACGUUUGGUGCGAAGGCUCGACACGACUGAGCGAAGCCCAUUGAGCCAAAUUUUCAGAACUGAACGUGGACCAGUUGUUGGAUUGAACCAGUUGGAUUCAAGAAGAGGGAUGAUGGGACGAUGCAGCUUGGAUGUUAAAAUAAAAGAUGAUUUUUAAACCAAAAGAAGGCAAUUCUGACCUGAGAGCGAAUGAUAAGAGGAACUCUUGACGGUUGAGGUUGAAUGUGAGGGAAUGAAUCAAUUACAUGAAUGAACAUUGAGUUUUAGAUGAUGGGAAACUCCUGAAGGACGACAGAAGCACGAAUGUCACUCCUAUUUCUU